Messenger RNA from Salvia miltiorrhiza (redroot sage), 1443 nucleotides. RefSeq lists its product as uncharacterized. The coding region runs from base 226 to 1191 and encodes 321 amino acids. The transcript has 6 exons. The record is from RefSeq and is a predicted model, not a curated record. NCBI's taxonomy places the organism in Eukaryota, Viridiplantae, Streptophyta, Magnoliopsida, Lamiales, Lamiaceae.
CCCAACAUAUGCACGCAAAAUGACAUUACUUUUGGGCUCAUGUGAAGUCGCUUGAGUUAAUCUCAAAAUCAACACUCGUUUCUGAUUUCUCCAAUUAAAAUAGCUUCUUCAAUUAGCGACUUCUCUCUGUAGCCUCUCCAUUGCGUCCGAGUUCAAACCGCACCCUCUUUCUCUCUCGCUCUCUCGCUCUCUCUCUCUCUCUCUCUCUCUCUCUCUCUCUCUAUUAUGAGUAAGAAGAAGCGAGUGCUGAUAGUGGGAGGCACAGGCUACCUGGGGCAGCACCUCCUGCAAUCCUUCGCCGAUGCAGAUUCUCAACUCGCUCUUGCAUUCACGCACCAUUCCGCUCCUCCUCCCGCGCUGCUCAAUGCCAUUCCUCACGCUCUUCCUUUCAGCUUAGAUUUACGCACCUGCGACGGCCUCGAUGCCAUCUCCGACGCAUUCGGCCAGCCCGAUGUGGUGAUCAAUUGUGCUGCCUUAUCCGUCCCUCGCGUCUGUGAGAUGGAUCCAGAAGCUGCCAUGUCGAUAAAUGUGCCGACUGGUCUAGUGAAAUGGUUAUCAAGCUUUAGAGAGGCUAGUCUGCUGAUUCAUCUCUCAACUGACCAAGUUUAUGAAGGAACCAAAUCUUUCUAUCAGGAAGAGGAUGAGACUGCUCCUGUAAAUGUUUAUGGAAAAUCUAAAGUCGAAGCAGAGCAGUACGUGUCCGCACACUGCCAAAACUAUGCAAUUUUGAGAAGCAGUAUAAUUUAUGGACCGCAAACCAUAUCUCCCGUUCCCAAAUCACUUCCAGUACAGUGGAUGGAUAGUGUUCUUGCUAAGGGAGAGCCAAUGGAUUUCUUUCAUGACGAGUUCCGUUGCCCUGUCUUUGUGAAGGACCUUGUUGCUGCCAUACAAAUACUGACUAACCGAUGGAUCACAGAGGCUAAGCUAGUGCGGCUGCUUCUGAAUGUGGGAGGGCCGGACCGGGUGUCACGGGUUCAAAUGGCUGAGGCCGUUGCACACGUCAGGGGAUAUAGUACCUCGUUGAUCAAACAAGUUUCUGCUUCAUCGGUCGAUCGUGGUGUGAAAUCGCCUUGUGAUAUUUCCAUGGAUAUCACCAAGCUGGUUCAGACAACAGGUAUUUCUCCGACUUGUUACGCCGAAGGCGUCAGAUCGACACUCGAAGCUGAAGCUAAAAGCGCGGCAAAGCCAUGAUUUGAUUGAGGUAAGCUUGUAGUAAAACUUCUCCGUUCCCUUUGAGAAUUCAUGUCUCACGCUUAGCUGCAGAUACAAUUCACAGAAACAAUCUGCAUAUGUAAAAGCCUAGAGGAAUUGGAUUUCCCCCCCCCCCCCCCCCCCCCCGAUGUUUUCUAUGUUUAAUACAAAUGGAUAAACUCCAAAUCAAAAUGACAGCUUGUAAACAAUCUUGUGUAAGGCUUGAUUAUAGGGAAGAAGCAUUUUAUAUAA